This is a messenger RNA of Amoebophrya sp. A25, 982 nucleotides long. NCBI's taxonomy places the organism in Eukaryota, Dinophyceae, Syndiniales, Amoebophryaceae. The record is from the annotation of a GenBank genome assembly.
AUGACAAGUCGUCGCAUAGCAGAGGAGAAGAUAUUGCCGCACUGGCAGGACUAUCCCUCCACAGGCUGGGAUCAUUGGAUCCGGCUUCUGGAUCUCGGUGAAUGCAUCUUCCCUGACGUUCCGCGAACGCAUCACAUCGGAAAUAAGAAGGCGUCCACCGUCGUGCGGGCAGACCACAAGCAGCGGCUGGCGAAUAUGGCGAUGCUCCCGGACCAUUUGCUUGUCCGGUUUGACUUAAACCCGGACCUACAAAUGAGUGGCGGAAGUAAAGACGAAAGCUGGCGGGCUAAUAUGGCGGGAAAAGCGGUAGAGGUUGCGGUUGCAGCGGCCAAAAGUGCUGGACAAGAAGUGGAGAAGAGUCAUGUCAUCGCAGCUGGCGGCACCACGGAAAAUGCAGCGGCACCUUCAACACCCAAUACUAAAGGCAGUCAGGUAGCGCCACCGCCACGGCAAGCUCCCGCUGACAAUCGGGCUCUUUCGGCAUUACGCUCAUUUUUCCACAAUGAUGUCUCCGGAGAGUCUCUCACCGACGAGGGCGGCGUUUUUGCAGGUUUUUCGAUCAACCGCAAAGCCGACGUAGCGUAUGACUACAGCUACCUGCGCUCUGCGUUCGCGUAUCGGGCGUGGGAAAGUGAUCUCCUCUCGUGGGUUCUCGUGCAGGAGCCAAAGCAGAAGCAUCAGCCAGACAUGCCAGCACCGGGAAGCGGUCCGAAAAGCCCGAUUCGCUUCUCAGAAAGUUCUGCAGUAUCCUUGGCGCCAGACACGCACUUUAUAUUGUCUGAACACCUUUUGCUAUAUCACGGCAUCAAUGACCAUUCCAUUACGCACGGUUCUGCGACCUUGGAGGUGGACUGGCCGCGCAUGUUCAUAACUUUCAAACUGCCCCGCUAUUUGGAGGCGGCUUCCAGCAAAACGCAAGCUAUCUCGGAGGCACUUACAGCAACCGGCGGCUUUCUGCAAAUCCUGGUGUAUCGGCGUGAGG